CGUCGUUGGACGGUCGGCCCGACUCAGAUUAAUAUCUGUUAUCUCUCCCAACUUCGAUCUUUUCCCAUUUCUGUGAGAUAAAGUUCUGUGAUUUGGUAACCCAAUUCAAUUACCAAUUCAAUUCAAUUGAAUUGGGAUCUCAUUGGGAGGAUUCAAUUUUUUGAUUUUCGAUUACUGUGUAAUAUCAGAGAGCGAUGGAACUCUUCCACAACGCGAAGGCCGUCCGGCUACGGAGCCACCACGAGAAGUAUCUACUCGCGGAGGAAGACGAAGAAGGGGUUUGUCAAGAACGGAAUGGAUCUUCUAAAAGGGCUAGAUGGACGGUGGAGUUCAUCGAAAACGCCAAUGUUAUCCGUCUAAAGGGCUUCUACGGCAAAUACCUCACAGCCUCUAAUGUCCCCUUCCUACUUGGGAUGACGGGUCGCAAGGUUCUUCAGACUCUGCCCAGGAGGUUGGAUUCCUCUGUGGAAUGGGAACCCAUCAGGGAAGGAUUUCAGAUCAGACUCAAGACCCGUUACGGAAACUUUCUGAGAGCCAAUGGAGGUCUACCUCCUUGGCGUAACUCCAUUACUCACGAUGUCCCCCACAGAACCGCCACUCAGGAUUGGGUUCUCUGGGAUGUUGAUAUUGUUGAGAUUAAAGUCGAUUCCCCUCCUCGUCCGACCCCAGUUGUUACUCGACAAGAUUCUGAACCCACAUCUCCCAAAUUAUCAAAGCAAGAGUCGAUUGAUUCUUAUGUCUGUACGCCACCAAAGCCUGAUGGUCGGUCUAUCUAUUACAAUAUAGCUGAUGACAAAGGUGAUGUUCAAGAUGCCAUUGAGGGUCCUAAUUUCAUUUUUAAGGGGAGUAGUGUAGAUGAAUUGACACAGAAGUUGGAGGAAGAGACUGGGCUUGAAGGUAUCACUGUUUGUUCUCGCAAUAUCUUGAAUGGCAAACUUUACCCCCUUCGCUUGCAUCUCCCGCCCAAUAAUGUCACUAUGCAUGUGGUUGUCGUUCCUGCCUCAUCAAAGGCUGCAAGAGAUUUUGCGAAUCCGGCAUGAGCAGACCCUCAUUGUGAUUAUCUGUGUAUAAAACCGAAGCAUACAAGUUCGAUUAUUCAGCACUCAGCCAGCUUUUUUGCUUGCCAAAAAAGAGCAGAAUCAGUUAAUCAUUCAAAUUUUCCUGUCUCAGCUUAUUCAGUUGAUAGCUCGAGGCAGUGAAGGUCUCUUUUAGUGUAGCAGAGAAUUGUUACAGCAGUAUUCUCCUGCGUUGAUGUUUUCAAGUCAUUUGUACUGAAGGUGAGAUAUGUGAUUACUGGGACUUAUAUUUAUGUCCGAUGUAAAUUUAUUUGCUUUUUUAUGUUUUUAUGUUUUAUGGUAGAGUAAAGGCCAUUGGCACUAUAAUGUUAAUUUUGAUACUUAAAAGUUUGUAGCUUCUUAUUGCCCAGAUGCUUUAUGCCAAAUAGAAAUAUCUCUUUUCGUUA
Messenger RNA from Macadamia integrifolia, 1462 nucleotides. RefSeq lists its product as uncharacterized. The coding region runs from base 195 to 1040 and encodes 281 amino acids. The record is from RefSeq and is a predicted model, not a curated record. NCBI's taxonomy places the organism in Eukaryota, Viridiplantae, Streptophyta, Magnoliopsida, Proteales, Proteaceae. The transcript is spliced from 3 exons.